Molecule: messenger RNA, 3930 nt
Organism: Toxotes jaculatrix (banded archerfish)
Lineage: Eukaryota; Metazoa; Chordata; Actinopteri; Toxotidae
Gene: nr2f5
Product: nuclear receptor subfamily 2, group F, member 5
Exons: 4
Coding region: 852-2066 (404 amino acids)
Biological process (GO): anatomical structure development; regulation of transcription by RNA polymerase II; cell differentiation
Molecular function (GO): zinc ion binding; nuclear receptor activity; RNA polymerase II cis-regulatory region sequence-specific DNA binding
Source: RefSeq, a predicted model, not a curated record
GGGACAGACAGUCGAAGGGUGAAGCGACACACUCGAGCGGCAAAGAUUGUCCUGUGCUUAAACAGCUUCUUUUUUUCAGCUUUCCUUCACAGACGAUCAUCCAGAACAGCACGGAGGAUAUCCAGGCGGUGGUUUGGGUAAAUACAUUUCAGGGCGCACACUGACGUCGCUGUCCAAAAUCUCUCCGCGGCGCGCAAGAACGGGAGGAACCAGGAUUGCCUUCUACUCCUCGAGACUUGCGUGUUAUACCGUUUCCAAGAGCAUACUGGGACUAAAGAAAAGCCUCACCGAAUAACAUGAAAUGUGGUCAGUAUUAAAUCGAGCCUGUCAUUGAAGAGGCAUGAUUUUAUCUUGAGUGAAUCCAAAUGCAGUGUUGAGUGCGGGUUAGACUGGAGCGACGGACUGAGAGGCUUAACGCUCACUGUUGUUUGCCCUAAUUCAAAUUCUGGAAGCAAGUAGUAAUUCAGAAAACGGCUUAUUUUUUUACCACCCACACGCUGACUUAUUGGACUGACUUUUCCAAGAGGUUGCACUCUGAAGAACAACGUGUUUAUGGAUUGCUGCGCGGCGAGGAGCACCGGGAGUUGUAGGCUACGCUCUUAUGCAUCGAUCAUGUUGAUACCUCGCUGUUGCUGUAAACUUUGAUAGAUGUUUACAGAAAGAACUCAGUAAUAUAGAAGAAUUUAGAUAACUAAGCUCAGAUAAACUCAGAUUGACCUUUGGAGGAAGUGGGAAGCGCCUUUUUCGCCCUUCCUCGCUUUUUUUCACCCAAGACGUCAGGACAGAUCCCUAUCACUCAGUCUGACUCGCCUUCUGUGAUUUAAACAAAGACCAAAGUGUUUGGGGAUAGCAUGGCAAUGGUAGUAAACCAGUGGCCAGAGAACAUUUCUGCAGAUCCGGGGUCUCAGCUCCAGAUUUGCGGCCAGGAGCCCGGCGGGGCACCGGGGACACCCAACGGUUCCACCCCGGGGAACGACACACUUUCCGGGGACAAGAUCCCCAACGUGGACUGCAUGGUGUGCGGGGACAAGUCCAGUGGGAAGCAUUACGGUCAGUUCACCUGCGAGGGAUGCAAAAGCUUCUUUAAGCGCUCGGUGAGGCGGAACCUCACUUACACCUGCCGGGGGAACCGAGACUGUCCCAUCGACCAGCACCACCGGAACCAGUGUCAGUACUGCCGACUGAAGAAGUGCCUCAAAGUCGGCAUGAGGAGAGAAGCUGUACAACGAGGGCGUACAUCGAACUCCCAGAGCAGCCCGGGACAAUACCUGACCAAUGGCACUGAUCCUUACAACGGCCAACCCUAUCUAUCUGGCUUCAUUUCCCUGCUGCUGCGCGCCGAGCCCUACCCCACAUCUCGCUACGGGGCCCAGUGCAUGCAGGGAAACAACCUGAUGGGCAUCGAGAACAUCUGUGAACUGGCGGCCAGGCUGCUGUUCAGUGCUGUAGAGUGGGCCAAGAACAUCCCCUUCUUCCCUGACCUGCAGCUCAUGGAUCAGGUGGCGCUGCUGCGCAUGUCAUGGAGCGAGCUCUUCGUCCUCAAUGCGGCCCAGUGCUCCAUGCCGCUUCACGUGGCCCCUCUGCUUGCAGCGGCCGGCCUGCACGCCUCGCCCAUGUCAGCAGAGCGCGUGGUGGCCUUCAUGGACCACAUCCGCGUCUUCCAAGAGCAGGUGGAGAAGCUGAAGGCGCUGCAGGUUGACACUGCUGAAUACUCCUGUCUCAAGUCCAUCGUGCUCUUCACAUCCGAUGCUAUGGGGCUGUCAGAUGUCGCCCAUGUGGAGAGCAUCCAGGAGAAGUCUCAGUGCGCCCUGGAGGAGUAUGUAAGGAACCAGUAUCCCAGCCAGCCAAACCGCUUCGGACGCCUCCUCCUCCGCCUGCCCUCCCUGCGUAUUGUGUCCUCUCCGGUCAUUGAGCAGCUGUUUUUCGUGCGCCUCGUAGGCAAGACACCCAUCGAGACACUGCUUCGCGACAUGCUGCUCUCAGGCUCCAGCUACAACUGGCCCUACAUGCCUACCGUGCAGCGUGAGCGGCCCAUCUCCCUCCACUACAAUGAGAACGGGCCAUGAGUCGGAGAGACAGACCAAGGAGAAGCUGCAGGAGGAAUUCAGGCUGAACAUCCAUCUGCAUACUCGUCCAUCUGUUUUACUUUUCUUCAUUCUCUGCGUUCAACUUCUCAGCUUUCCCAGAGGAGGCCUCUUUCUCACCAUUCCACUCAAAAAUCCGUACUGACGGUACAAUCUGUUACUGUCCCUUUCACUCAAGCCAGCCAGUCAUUCACCUUGGCCACUGCAGAAACUUAGUGGCCCACUGCAGUCCUCCACCUGACGGUGUAGUCUACAUUUGAGAUGUGGCAUGAGAUGGACAGGUUGGUAGAACGGGUUAUUGCACAGUUCACCAGCGGGUCUGUUGGACUCACUUAAGAUGUCAGUCUCAAACCCCAUGCAAACAGGGGCAGCAAAAGACAAAACAUUUGCCCUAUGGUUGAGGCUGUAUACAAGCAUCCCAGUAUGACGAAUACUGAGCAAGGGCUUUGCCAAUGGAACUCUACAACCAAGAGCAUAAGGCCCAUUGUAUAUUUACCAAUUUUUGAAAAGAAAACCAGAAGCCAUUAAAAAAAGACAAAUGCCAAAAUGUCUUGGACUUUUGCAGAGGACAUGUUUUAUUGUGUGUGUUUGUAUUAGCACUGUUUGUAUGGAGAGAAAACUCAUGAUUGUGUCCAUAUGUACAGUAUAUCGUUGAUUCAUAGGCAUCUAUAGGAUAUUAGGGUUCAAUGGGAAAAGCUCAGGUUCAGGUAGACAGACAAACAUGCCAAUAUCAGUACAAGUACAACCCAGCAAAAUUUACACUUAUCAGCAGCCUGUGCCAAAGCUGAAAAAUGCAUAUUGUUUGGAUUAUUUUUUGCGUUAGUGGUGGCAAUGAAAAUUUGUUUGGUUUGUCUAUAAUUUGACUAUAUACUUGUUUUCGGGUCUCAGGGGAGAGAAGGAGUUUGUAAAAAAUAAAUACAAAUAAAAGCUUAGGCACUUGCAUUGUGGUCAGAACCUACACUUGUUCACUCCUGUAAAAUCACAGCACUGGUAGAUUCUUGCUACCCUUACGUCAUUUGAUCGAUCUACCUUUUUACUUGUUCAAAAAGCCCAUUAUAAUUCUAAAUCUUUACAUGAUGUUAUCGCAGGCGUGACACAACUCAUCCUCGUUCCUGAGUCAUGAUUGUCAAUAUCAGACCUUUUGGACGGGGGGGUUUACAAACCUAGCUGUACUUGCCUUAGAACAAAGAUUUUGUCACUGAGCAUUUAUCUUAUGACUGUGCCAUAAUCUCUCGUUACCUGUUAUCACAGGUAUUAUGUCCUGUCAGGAGGGGAAAUGAACUCAUAUGAUGUAAAAAUGGAUAAUGUGCACAUAAAGUCACAUUAAAAGUGAUGCAAAAUACUGAAAUUUUUAACGCAUCAACUUAAAAUGUCAAGAAAAAAACUUCUCUGCUUUAACAUCAUCAGCACUUUCAUUUUUUUAGACCUCAUGCAAGUUCUUUUCCACUUCCUGAUGAUAUUGUCUUGUAGGGAAAACCCCCUCGACUCAUGUCAUUUGAGCUUAUUGUACCGAUACCGUAGAGAAAUGUAUCACUAACCUCUGAAAACCUCAGUCUAUGUUACAAUAUUAUCCCAGUUGGACUUACGACUGUGACCUAGUGUAGGACUAUUUUAAGUUGUUUUUUUUUUUUUUCUACCCGUUGGUGGAAGCAAGUUUGUUUUGACAACCUGUCUCACAUUUCCAACAUGGCACUGUGCUAUCAUUGUCAAGUCAUCUGGGACCUUAGAAAGCUGUCUGCUGAGAAAUGAAUUCGCAGAAAGUUUCUAUGAGUUUGUUUUUAUCCCCUCUACUUUUGUUUGAAAAUAUGGAUUAUCCAUUAACUGAAAUAAAAUUCUGUUGUUCACA